This is a messenger RNA of Acanthaster planci (crown-of-thorns starfish), 2352 nucleotides long. RefSeq names its product dolichyl-diphosphooligosaccharide--protein glycosyltransferase subunit TUSC3-like. NCBI's taxonomy places the organism in Eukaryota, Metazoa, Echinodermata, Asteroidea, Valvatida, Acanthasteridae. Gene Ontology annotation, cellular component: oligosaccharyltransferase complex. The record is from RefSeq and is a predicted model, not a curated record.
AAUCAGAGCGGACGUUAAACGAGGCUGCGGUCCAUCCAAGCAGAGCUAAAAUGGAAGGCUACGGGAAAAAUUUGUUGUCUAAAUUCACGCAAAUCUCUGCGUGUAUUUGUCUGAUUUUGCUGAUUUUAUCACCAACAACAUUAUGCAAAAAGAAGGACGAGGUUUUAGGGGAGAAAGUUAAGCAGCUCAUGGACUGGAGCAACAAGCGCGUGGUCAUUCGCAUGAAUGGGGACAAGUUUAGACAGUACGUCAAGUCCACACCUCGCAACUACUCCAUGAUCAUUAUGCUGACCGCCAUGCAGCCCCAGCGCAAGUGCACAGUGUGUCGGCAAGUGAACGAUGAGUUCCAGAUUCUUGCCAAUUCUUGGCGCUACUCUCAGUCCUACUCCAACAAGCUGUUCUUUGCCAGUGUGGACUACGAUGAAGGGCAGGACGUCUUCAAAUCGCUCAAGACAACCUCAGCACCCAGCAUCCUUCACUUUCCUCCAAAGGGAAAACCAAAGAAAGGUGACACGUACGACAUUCAGCGAGUUGGAUUUCAAAGUGAACAAAUGGCAAAAUGGGUAGGCGAGCGUACCGAUGUCCACAUCCGCAUAUUCCGACCUCCCAACUACUCUGGCACCAUUGCACUUGGCAUCCUGCUCAGCAUGAUUGCCGGCUUUCUAUACUUCCGACGGAACAACCUGGAAUUCCUGUAUAACAAGACCAUAUGGGGAGUUGGUGCACUGUGUGUGGUGUUUGCCAUGACAUCUGGUCAGAUGUGGAACCACAUCCGAGGCCCACCGUAUGCCCACAGAAACCCACAGACUGGACAAGUGAGCUAUAUUCACGGUAGCAGUCAAGGCCAGUUUGUUGCAGAGACACACAUCGUCAUCUUGCUUCAUGCUGCUGUGACUGUCGGUGUCAUUUUGCUGAAUAAGAACUCCAUCACAGAGGGCGACAUUAGAAAAAGGCGAGUUGUGACCGUUAUUGGCCUGGUGAUGGUGGUGUUUUUCUUCAGUCUACUACUGUCAGUAUUCAGGGCCAAGUAUAAAGGCUAUCCGUACAGCUUCUUAAUAAAGUAGACUGAUGAAGACGGCAGGUGCUUCAUUGAUACACUACACAACAGUACAGGUGCCUAAGGGAAGAAGAUGGAAGUAAACGUGGACUAUUAAUGAGCUGUAACUAAUGUGCCUAUGUCAGUGCAUGUGAUGCUGGAAUACAAAAAAGAAGUCAGAAUGUUGUGUUUUAAGAAUGCUAUUUCAACGGUCAAAAUGGUUUCCAUCAACAUUUUUUUAAUAAUGCAACGACUACAAUUUUUUGUUUCCUCUGUAAUAGAAAACUCUAGUUUCGACAUUAAAAAUCUUGGUUCAGACACAAGCACAUCAGGCGAUUGUAUUAUUUUUCAUUUCAUUGAAUUUAUAUAAUCUUCCCAAAUGAGUACAUAUAUAACCCACUCUGCAGAAAAGGGUAAUAAGUCGUGCAAAAAUGUGAUUUGGUGGUUUUUCCUUUAAUAUCUCUGGAACGCAGCGUACUACAGGGGUCAUUCACAUAUAAAGUUGUAGUUUUUGAUGGACACAAUCCAGCCGUAUCAAAAAUUCAUAACCUGAAUCUGGCGACUUAUUACCCACUUUUCUAGAGCUGGUCACAUAUACACACACGGUUCAAAUUAACUGUUGUCACCAUACCAGCCUUUACCAGGAAUAGACCUGAUUUUGUUACAAACUCUAUUUCCUGUGGUUGAUAAUCCAAGGAAUGCGUAUAUCAUAAAAAGUACACGUAUGUAAAAUUUGAUGCCGUUACCUGUAAUUGACACAGCUGCUGCCAAGUUUCAGACUACUGCUGGACUAAACAGAUAAUACCGUGGCUCACUCAAACAGUGCUCGAUGUGACAACAUUCUUUUUUACUUAAAACUACUUCUUGCAGCAUCCUGGACAAUGGACAUGCGCCCUCUUUUUAAACAUUAAUUGUGAAUUAUUUAUAGUUCACUUCUAGUUGUUUGUGUUUCAUCAUGUGACUUGGACUGAGUCUUUGUACAGAACCUCUUAAGAUUACCUGGUGUAGUACGUGUUGUGUGGAGUUAGUUGAAAUUAGUGAAUAUUAUUGUUACAUGAGUAACAGCUCUGAGAGAGGGCAAGUGGUACAAACAUGACAUUGUGGUCAUUUGGAAUUCAAAACACAUCCCCACUCACUAUUUCUUGUUCAUAUGGAAUUCUGGGGCAAAAAUUACAUGAAAAGUCACUGGUGAAGUUAUGCUUUCCUCUUGCCCAGAGUUGUUGAAAGAUAAAUGGUUGGUGCAAUGGAUGGUCCAUGAAUAAAGCACUGUGCCACACAACAAAAGUGAUAAGCUUGAAAUAAAUGUUUUUUUUUAA